GUGUUUUUACCUGCUGUUCUGCUGAGAAUAUCGGUUCCAGCUUACUUGUCCUGGAAUGGCUUACCGACUGUGUGCACUCAUAAGAAGCCAGACAACGUGUUCACCAUUGAUUAGGCUUACUCUAAAGAAUAGCAGAAGUGAUUUUCGUCUUGUACGCGCCAUGUCAACACGAACAGAGACGGACAGUUUUGGAGAGAUUCAAGUGCCCUCUGAAAAAUACUAUGGCGCACAAACUGCGAGGUCGAAAAUGAACUUUCCUAUUGGAGAUGAGAGUGAACGCAUGCCACCUCCUAUUAUUCGUGCAUUUGGAUACUUGAAGAAGGCUGCAGCUGAAGUAAACAAGGAGUUUGGCUUGGAUAACAGUGUUGCAGAUAAUAUUAUGAAAGCUGCUGAUGAGGUCAUCAGUGGUCAACUAAUGGAUCACUUUCCACUAGUUGUCUGGCAAACAGGAUCAGGAACUCAGUCCAACAUGAAUGUCAAUGAAGUAAUAAGUAAUCGUGCCAUUGAGAUGAUGGGUGGUACAAUGGGAUCCAAGAAACCUGUACAUCCUAACGACCAUGUCAACAAGAGCCAGAGCUCAAAUGAUACAUUCCCUACUGCCAUGCAUGUUGCCUGUGCACUUGAAGUGAACAAUGUGCUUCUGCCAGGCCUGAAGAAACUGCAUGGUGCUAUCAAAGACAAGGCUGAAGAGUUUAAAGAUAUCAUCAAGAUAGGCCGAACACACACACAAGAUGCAACACCACUGACACUUGGCCAGGAGUUUGGAGCAUAUGCAAGACAGGUUGAGAAUGGCAUUGCUCGUGUUGAAGCCACAAUGCCAAGGGUGUAUGAGCUAGCCAUCGGAGGGACAGCUGUAGGAACAGGUCUUAACACUAGGAUUGGAUUUGCUGAAAAAGUAUCUGCCAGGAUAGCAGAAUAUACCAAUUUACCAUUCACAAGCAAUUCCAACAAGUUUGAGGGUCUGGCUGCACAUGAUGCCAUGGUAGAACUCCAUGGAGCUCUCAAUGUAAUAGCUUGUAGUCUCAUGAAGAUUGCAAAUGAUAUAAGGUUCUUGGGGUCAGGACCACGAUGUGGGCUUGGAGAGUUGCAGCUGCCAGAGAAUGAGCCAGGAAGUAGUAUCAUGCCAGGUAAAGUUAACCCAACACAGUGUGAAGCCAUCACCAUGGUUGCAGCUCAAGUUAUGGGCAACCAGACAGCUGUCACAGUAGGAGGAAGCAAUGGCCAUUUUKAAUUAAACGUCUUCAAGCCUAUGAUGGUCAGAAAUGUACUUCAGUCCAUACGACUAAUUGGUGAUGCAUCUGUUGCUUUCACUGACAACUGUGUGGUUGGCAUUAAAGCAGACCGCAAGAGAAUAGAUUCACUUCUCAGAGAAAGUCUAAUGUUGGUAACGGCUUUGAACCCACAUGUUGGAUAUGAUAAUGCAGCUAAGAUUGCAAAGAAAGCACACAAAGAGGGAACAAACCUCAAGAAAGCAGCCAUCAGUCUUGGAAUCCUUACAAGUGAGCAGUUUGACCAAUGGGUUAGACCUGAAGAUAUGUUGGGGCCAAAGUGAAGGGGUAUUAGGACUGGAAAUGUGAUCUGAUGGAAUGGCUGGCAAUAUAAACUUUAUGGAACAUUAAAAGUGUUCAUUUAAUAAUACUAUAGUACUAUUUAACUGUUUUAAGACUGAGCGUUAAAAUAUUGACCUGCUAUGUGGAGAAAUCUAUUUUACAGAAUAAAGAAUAAAUUACAUAUUGAA
Molecule: messenger RNA, 1738 nt
Organism: Exaiptasia diaphana
Lineage: Eukaryota; Metazoa; Cnidaria; Anthozoa; Actiniaria; Aiptasiidae
Product: fumarate hydratase, mitochondrial
Exons: 8
Coding region: 56-1552 (498 amino acids)
Biological process (GO): malate metabolic process; fumarate metabolic process; tricarboxylic acid cycle
Cellular component (GO): mitochondrion; tricarboxylic acid cycle heteromeric enzyme complex
Molecular function (GO): fumarate hydratase activity
Source: RefSeq, a predicted model, not a curated record